AUGGUCAAAAUCAACGACUUCGCCGUCGAAUCGUGGAUGGACGCAUACGAGACGAAAUGCAAGUACAACAUUGCCGAGACGUGCUGUGCCUCCGUGUCCCUUGAUCAACUGCGAGAGCUGUCCGAAGAUAAGGAUCGCGAGAUAUUCGACACCUCAAAGGUCCUCAACUACGGCGCCAUCAGAGGAUCCGAUGACCUGAGGAACAACCUCGCCAGACUGUACUCUGCAAAAGUCACAACCCCUUUGAGCCAGGACAACAUCAUCACUACGCCUGGAGCCAUUCAGGCAAACUACCUGACUGCGUAUGCGCUCGUGGGUCCUGGAGACCAUGUCAUCUGCCACUACCCAACGUACCAGUCCCUCUAUGAGGUGCCAAAGCAGCUGGGCGCAGAGGUCGACUUGUGGAAAGCAUCGCCCCAUAAUGAAUGGGCUCCCACCAUCGAAGACCUGAAAGCGCUGAUCAAGCCCAACACCAAGCUCAUCGUCAUCAACAACCCCAACAACCCCACUGGAGCCGUCUUAAAGAAGUCCUUCCUGCAAGAGCUCAUCGACGUUGCCACAGAACACAACAUCACCAUCAUGAGCGACGAAGUCUACCGUCCCAUCUUCCACUCCAUGAGCCCACUGGACAAAGAAUUCCCCCCAUCCCUCAUGUCAAUGGGGUACUCGAACAUCGUCGUCACAGGAUCAAUGUCGAAAGCCUACUCUCUCGCCGGCAUCCGCGUGGGCUGGAUCGCAUCCCGCGACUCCUCGCUCAUUGAGAAGAUCGCCUCCGCACGCCACUACACGACCAUAUCCGUCUCUGCAUUCGACGAGCAAAUCGCCGCUUACGCCCUCCACCCGUCCACCAUCCACAAGCUACUCGCCCGCAACAUCCAGCUCGCCAAGGCAAACCUCGCCCUGCUGGAGAAGUUCCUCAUCAAGAACGAGGACGAGUGCGAGUGGGUGAAGCCUGUAGCCGGGACCACGGCGUUCAUCAAGUUCCACAGAGAUGGGAAACCGGUCGACUCUGUGGAUUUCUGCAAGAAGCUGCUUGAGAAGACGGGCGUGCUGUUUACGCCUGGGAGUGAGUGCUUUGGCAGCGAGUGGAAGGGCUAUGUGCGUGUUGGGUUUGUGAACCAGACGGAGAUUGUGAAGCAGGGGCUCGAGGAGACGACGAAGUUUGUGAGGAAAUUUUUGGAUGAUGUCGAACUGGCUGCGUGA
Molecule: messenger RNA, 1203 nt
Organism: Dothidotthia symphoricarpi CBS 119687
Lineage: Eukaryota; Fungi; Ascomycota; Dothideomycetes; Pleosporales; Dothidotthiaceae
Product: PLP-dependent transferase
Exons: 2
Coding region: 1-1203 (400 amino acids)
Biological process (GO): biosynthetic process
Molecular function (GO): pyridoxal phosphate binding; catalytic activity
Source: RefSeq, a predicted model, not a curated record